AUGGCGGAUAGAUUCGACUCGUCGGGGCGGCAUUCGCUCGACCGAGACCAAGUGUCACCCAUGAACAGCUUCGACAACUCGGACCGGCAAUUUCGAACGCCCGAAAACGACACAUUUCUACACAAACACCCUCAUGAGAACGUCUCUGAGCAGUUCCAUCAACCUGCGGAGAAACCGAGACCUGCGGCGGCAAACAAGGGAAUAUUUGCGAUAUGGUGGCCCGAGUUCGUUGCCUGCUUUCUCGUGGUCGGGUCGUUUUGCGCACUCAUCGGCACCGUCUACCCGUUCCAGGGCCAGCCGCUGCCUCGAUGGCCAUAUGGGCUCUCCAUCAACACAUUAAUUUCGAUCUACGUCAUCAUAUUUGACAUGGCGUUGAUGCUGAUCAUUUCCUCGGCCCUGGGGCAGUUGAAGUUCCUCUGGUUUCAGAAGGCAAGGCAGCUGUCUGAUCUUCAGGCAUUUGACGAGGGUGCAAAGGGUCCUUGGGGCGCUAUUGUUUUCCUCUGGGUUCUUCGUGGACGACAUAUCGCGGCCUCCAUCGGAGCACUGGUGAUAAUCAUGGCCAUGUUCGUGGCACCCUUCAGUCAACAACUUGUGAGGUACUAUUCCUGCUCAGAGAUCGAUACGUCUUCCACGGCCCAAAUUAGCCGCACGAACCUCGUUAGCUCGACAGGUGGCAUACACACGGGGGCCAUGAUGUCCAACAUGGACCUGCCUGCACAGGCAGCCAUGUAUGUCGGAAUGUUCAACGAGAAACGCGCCCAAGUCGCUCCCACAUGUUCAUCAGGGAACUGCACCUUUGAGGACGACUACGCCUCGGCAGGCUACUGCCGGCAAUGCACCGACUUCACAAGCCAGGUUGAGACAAGGAAGAUUGACAAUACCACCAAAGCCCAGAACAUCAGCGUUCCUGGUUGGGAAGUCGAAAGCAACGGCUAUCAAUAUGGCUUUGUCAUCGGCCCGUCCAACAGCACGGAAAGACCUACCCUCGGUGGUGGUGUGCGGAUCGUCUUCGGCACUGGAAAUGAUACUACAAGAAAGGAGGCAGCUGAUAAAUGUGAAGGCGGAGUCCAAGCUUCGAACUGGACCUGUCUUGGUUACGGAGCGGCUGAGUGCGUUCUCACCCCUUGUGUUCGCCGGUAUCAUGGCAAUGUCGACAAAGGUGAGUUUAAGGAGGACAUUUUGUCGUCAACAACCGAGUUUGGGUACAAACAAGAUGGCGGUAUCCGCUUCAGCACUAUCGACAUGAAAUGUGCCAACUCUGCCGAGAAAGACUAUCUGCGUAGCCAGAAUUACGUGUUUGACGACUCGACCGAGUGGCUUCCCUAUAAUCUCUCUCUGGGCAUCUUCUCGUCCCAGUACAACGACACUCUCUCCAAGAAUGUGCGCGACAAGUGCAUCUACCAGGGAGACAGGACUGAUUCCAAUACCUUGAACAGCUACUUCCUCAACUUCUUUGUAGGCUACAUCAUGGAUGGUUUCCAAGGCGCAGGAGAGGGUACUAGCACUGCUGGGAAGGCCCUUUUCAACAUGGGAGAGACCAACUUCUCAUUCAUCGACGAUAAAUUCGACUCUGUCGCCACUGCCUUGACUGUUUACGCACGAAACAGAAAGGCCAAUAACCAAGUCGCAGAUUACUCCAAUUUCAGCCUUCCUCUUGAUGGCCAGGUCAUGAAGAUGAACUCAUGUGUUGAUGUCAGGUGGCGGUGGAUGGCUCUGCAGGCUGCUGUGCUGGCCCUGGCGGCCGGAUUCUUUGUCACGACGCUCUGGAUGGUGGGACGGACGGGCGAUGAGCGGAUCCGUAAUGAUUUCAAGACAUCCGUGAUACCUCUUCUCUUCCUUUUCCAUAGCAUGGAAGCCGAGGUCCAGAAACCAUCUGCGCCCACCGUUAACUCCGUCGAGGAUAUUCGCCAGCGGGCGCAACACAUGCGGGUUGCUCUUGUCAAGGACGAAAAGGGGUGGGGCUUCAAGGAGGAAUCUUCGUGA
Molecule: messenger RNA, 1983 nt
Organism: Clonostachys rhizophaga
Lineage: Eukaryota; Fungi; Ascomycota; Sordariomycetes; Hypocreales; Bionectriaceae
Source: the annotation of a GenBank genome assembly